UCCCUUAGCUGGCAACACCUCCCACGGUCAAUGCUUUCCCAACCCAGCCAACUUAAAACAGCCCCCGGGCGAGCAGGAGGGGAGAGAGCAGAGCCUUGGCAGGAGCUGCUGGUGGAAGGAAGCUGCUGCACUUCGCAAUUCCACAGAGGCUCCUGGAAACUCCUAUAUCCCGGGGACCGUAGUGGCUUGUAAAAGGAAAAGAGAAAGGAGACCUGGAAGCUCCGGAGUGUCCAAGUCGCAGCACCACCCCCGGGGACACCUGUUCCUCUCCCUCCACCCCACUCUCCACCCCUUCCGACCCUGCGCCACCCGGCGCGCCCAGGCACGCAAUGAAUCCAGUGCUGGGCAACCAGACUGAAGCGGCCGGGCUCUUCUUGGCCAACAGUAGUGACUCUCUGGAGCGGGUCCUGCGUUGCUGUACCCAGGCGUCCGUGGUGACAGACGAUGGCUUUGGGGAGAGCGGCCAGGACGAACGGAGUCUGUACAUUAUGCGAGUGGUACAGAUAGCGGUUAUGUGCGUCCUGUCGCUCACCGUUGUCUUUGGCAUCUUCUUCCUCGGCUGCAACCUGCUCAUCAAGUCGGAGGGUAUGAUCAACUUCCUGGUGAAGGAUAGGCGACCCUCCAAGGAGGUGGAGGCGGUGGUGGUGGGACCUUACUGACCACCUUCCACUCCUUCGCCACAGCUUGUUUCCCCCUAUCCCCGUCCUACCCACCUUGCCAAACCCAACUGCGCCUCUCAACCAUCUGAGAUCUGGCGAAAGAAACUUAUUGGAGUGAUCGCCUCCUAAUAAUUCUUCGGCUGCUGCUUCGGUCACCGUCUCUUCUACUUAAGGGAUGAAGCGAUCUAUUAGUCUCGCUCGGUUCUUUGAACGCCUCCCACCCUAAGAAGAAACCUCACCAACCUCUGUGCACUUCUGGGAUAGUCCAGCAAAAAGUUUUACUCCUCUCAUCUCUAUCCUGGAAGAAUUAGACAGAAAAAUAAUCUUAAAAGUAAUAAACCAUGGAAAUAGUAAAAACACAACUGGCUGAGGACUUAAUCACUCUGAGGAAACUUUCUGGCUCUCUUCUUCUAAACUCAUAUUGGGUAAGCAUUGUUUAUCUCAUUUCUGUAGCCUUGUUUUCUUUGGAUAGCAUGAAGAUCUCACCUGAUAUUCUCUUAUGGCCAGGGUCCAUUCUCUCUAUAGCCAGAACUGUGGCAAGAGACCGUAGGGGAUGGUUCUAAUUUCUUGUCCCCAGGUAGGACUCCAAGCAGGCUUUAAUGCUAGUAGGCUAAGCAGGAGAUGGCUGGGCUGGGUCUCCACCGUUCUCCCUGAUUUUUGACUGGAUUGUAACCUGUAAUCUCCCCUCUCCCCCAGUUAAUAUAUAUGCUGCACUCAUCGUUUUCUUCCUUCUAGACUAAGUUUCCCUUGGGUAACCUGUACUGGGGCAUGCUAUUGUAUGAAUACUUGCAUAUUGGUCUGUUUCCUAGUAGUGUCUAGGCCCGAAUGUCUCCUACAACAUAAAUAAAAAUAGUCACCUCGUGAUUGCUUGAAAAACCUUAAUAAGGAGCAACCUAUUAACUCCUGAGCUAACACAUUAACUCUCAAGCUAACCCAUCCCA
Messenger RNA from Sarcophilus harrisii (Tasmanian devil), 1600 nucleotides. RefSeq names its product reprimo, TP53 dependent G2 arrest mediator homolog (gene RPRM). The transcript has 2 exons. NCBI's taxonomy places the organism in Eukaryota, Metazoa, Chordata, Mammalia, Dasyuromorphia, Dasyuridae. The coding region runs from base 330 to 659 and encodes 109 amino acids. The record is from RefSeq and is a predicted model, not a curated record.